Messenger RNA from Schistosoma curassoni, 3373 nucleotides. Lineage: Eukaryota; Metazoa; Platyhelminthes; Trematoda; Strigeidida; Schistosomatidae. The record is from the annotation of a GenBank genome assembly.
AUGGAUGAGCUUUCUAUGUAUUUUUCAGCCGGUAAUGAAACAUCGAAGUCCAAGUUGAAUGAAAAGUCAGCAAAAUCAUUCACAAGGCCAACUAAUUUCCGUAAUGACGCACAACAACGCAAAAGCUUCAGAGGUUGUAUCAAGAAGAAUAAAACUAUAGAUAAUAGCUCAGAUAAUGCUCACAACCCGUUCCUUAGUCUAAACUCUACUCCCAAUAAUCCCAUAUGUGGUAGCUACAGCUGUGGAAAUAUCUCUACAAAAAUGCCACAUAUUCUUCCUCCCGAAAUAGAAGAGGGAAAUAUUGAGUACAAACGGAAAUUAGUUGAUCCUACACCAAAUCGUUUUGAACAGCUUGUUACUCAAAUGAAAUGGCGUCUUAAUGAAGGUGGAGGCAAAGCCAUUUAUAAAUUAGGUGUAGAUGACGAUGGUCAUGUCAGUGGACUUCAUCCAUCUGAAUUAAUCAGUUCGUUAACAACACUUGAACGAAUGGCAAAGCGUCUAAACUCCACUCUUCAUCCUCUCAGAGAGCGUGUUAUUGAACCGACAACUAUUUCUUCGGAUAAAGAAUGUCGUAAAGCUAUUGAAGUGCUUGUUCGUCUAGCGCCAACAACCAAUGAAGGUUCACCAGAUUUAUGUGUAGCUUUAGUUGGUGGAAUGGAUUCAGGCAAAUCAACUUUAAUUAGUGUAUUAACUGAUGGUGAAUUGGAUAAUGCUCGUGGUAAAGCACGUUUAAAUCUAUUUCGUCAUUUACAUGAAGUACAAUCUGGUCGUACAAGUAGUUUAAGUCGUGAAUUAUUAGGUUUUGAUGCAAAUGGUAAUGUUACUAAUUAUAAAUAUGCUGAUGGUAGAGUUUAUCGACGUUCAACCGAAGAAGUUGUUCGAAUGUCAUCCAAUUUACUAACUUUACUUGAUUUAGCUGGACAUUCAAAAUAUCAACGUACAACAUUAGCUGGUAUUUCUUGUAAUCAACCAAUAAUGGGCAUUUUAGUAAUAUCUGCUACAAUUGGUUUAAGUAGUAUAGGAUUAGAUCAUAUACAAUUAAUACGUUCAUUAAAUUUACCAAUGAUCAUUGUAUUAACAAAAAUUGAUCAAUUAUCUCAUGGAAUUGAACAAAUCAAACGUAUUAACAUAAUUUAUCGUCAAUUAAUAUAUCAAUUUAAACAAAUUGAUAAUGCAUGGUCAUACGGUGUACCAUCGUCAUCAUCACCAAUAUCACAAACGAAUACAGACUAUUCAUUUUUAAAUGAUUGGAAAUUGAAUUCAGCCAGAGGGGAUUUCAAUGAUGAUUAUUUUAUGCCACCAUUUUUUCCUGUUUCAUCUGUCACUGGUCAAGGUAUUGAUAACUUAAUGCAUUUUUUAAGUCGUCUAAGUUGUUUAAAUCAAUCACCAAUGCCAACGUUAUCCAUGUCACCAUCAUCAACAACAACAAUCCAUCCAUUUGAAUCUUCUGAUCAUCGAAAUCCAGAUCAUCAUCCCCAUCCUCAUCAACAACAACAACAACAAUCUUUAGAAUUCAAUAAAUUUUCCAAUGAAAAUCAUAUUCAAUUCAUAUUUAAUAAAAUAAAUGAACAAAUGAAAAUUAUUAAAACUUAUCGUGAUUUUAAUGGUACAUUAUUUUGGAUUAAUCAAGUAUUUACACAAAUACCAGGGGUUUCUAAUCCAGUUAUAGUUGGACGUGUACAACUUGGUCAAUUAUUAAAUAAUCAAAUAUUAUGGCUUGGACCAGAUCAAUUUGGUGAUUUCUAUCCAGUUCAAAUUGUUAGUUUAAUGCAUAAUCGUCAAGUACAUGAUAUUGUAUACGCUGGACAGUCAGCAUCAAUGGAGGUGUAUUUUUUACCAAAAUCAUGGAAUAGUAUGAAUGAUAAACAACGUCAAAGCAUCUUACAUAGUAUAUCAUCACCCACUUCACUGUCAUUAACAUCAUCUUACAGAACAAUGAAUGAUCAUAAAAAGUCAUUUUCAUUAUUCGGUAAUAAUAAUGACAAUAUUUGUAAUGAUGAUGAUGAUAACUGUACUGGGAAUGAAGAGAAUAUUCCACAUAAUAAUAAUAAAAAGAAGAAUGUCAACAGUCUAUCGUCAUCACCGUCGGAUAUUUAUCAAUUUUAUUCACCAAUAAAAAUACGUCGUGGAAUGAUUCUUCUCACUUAUCCAAUGUUAUUAACUGCAUAUUCAUUGUUUAAAACAUCAUCACCGGGAUUAUUACCAUGUACCAUCGAUUCUUCCCCGCUAUCAUCAUCACCAUCUGAAUUUAUUUGGAAUGAACAAUUAAAAUCUAAACAUUGUAUUAAUUUCACCGUAGUAUGGACAGUUAAAUUGAAACUAAUUCGUCGUCUACCUAUAGUAUCUUUUAAAUUAGGCAAUCCACCGGUAAUUUUAACGCCAAUUCCAUCAAUUGGACAACGUGUAAGUAUUUAUGCUGGAUGUGUUUGUCAAACUGGUGUUGUACUAGAAACGAUAAAUCAAUGUAAACAUGAACAAGAAAUGCAACAGAACAACUUGAAAGAUUAUAUGGUGAAUAAUGAGAAUCAUUUAGAUGAUACAACGUACAUCUUACUACGCUUUACACGUCAUCCAGAAUUAAUUGAAAUUGGUCGACAAUUUAUAUUAACAUGGAAUGGAAAUUUAAAAACGGUCGGUUAUGCUGUUGAAUUAAUUGACGCAUUAAAACACCAUUACAAUCUUUCAUUGAAUACUCUUUCUGAUAAUAAUAAUAAUGCAACUACUACUAGUACUAGUACUACCAAUAUUCGAGAUCCCAAUGAUAUUCAUGAUUAUUCAAUGAUUGAUAAAAUAAUAGAUCCUAUUUGUUGGAAUAAUAAUAUUCAACAAAAUUCUUUAUCAUUUCAAGAGAAUGAUCAUUAUGAUUGGUCUAGUUUACGACAGUCAUUUAUGAAUCGAACAAUCUCAAUGAAUAAUUAUCCAUUUGGAUCGAUAGAUAAUUUACAUACAUCAUCUAAUGUAUUAUUAUUAUCUUCAUCAUUACCAUCAUCAAAUAUGGAAUUUUAUGGUCAUUUAAGAAAUAAUGAAUCAUGUAAGAGGUCAGCAACAACAACAACAACAACAUCAAACUCUUUAAUUCCUGUAAAUCAUUUAACAAGUUUAUCAGAAUUAGUACAAAAUCAUGAUAUUGAUAUUGAUGAUAACAUUAAUAAUAAUAAUAAUUCCACAGAUAUUGAUCAUUCUACACAGUCUAUAAUUGAUAUUAAUAAUGUUAAACAGUUUUCUGAAUCAUCAAUAUCCUCAUCGGGAGGAGUCGUCACAACAUUCACACCAUCAUCAUCAUCAUCUAAGAAUAAUAAACGACGUCAUAGACGAAAACAGAAACGUUAAUUCUUUGUAGAUCCUCUUUAAUUUAUCUCUGUUUUCUUUUAAC